Populus euphratica (Euphrates poplar) is the source of this 2227-nucleotide messenger RNA. RefSeq names its product myb-related protein MYBAS1-like. The coding region runs from base 350 to 1276 and encodes 308 amino acids. NCBI's taxonomy places the organism in Eukaryota, Viridiplantae, Streptophyta, Magnoliopsida, Malpighiales, Salicaceae. The record is from RefSeq and is a predicted model, not a curated record. The transcript has 3 exons.
AUAAUUCCCAGAACAAAAGGGCAAAAAACCCAGUUUACAAGAAAGGGCCUAAAACCCAAACUAAAUCUGGACCCAAAGGCUACAAAGAAGCAGGGACAUAAAGGUAACUUCAUUACCAAUUUGAACUAGAGAGAAAAUGGGAGAAUGUGGGCGUAUUGGUGGAGGGUAGUGGCAAUAACCGCCUUAACUGCCACUUCCCCAAAACAUACAAAAAUAAAGAAAAGAAAAAACAUUUCUUUCUCAUCUUCAAAAACAUCAUAGAACUGGGAACCCUGAACUUCUCUGUCGCGGAGAACAAGCAGCAACAGCAACAUCAAAACACAAAGACACGGAGGAAGAAGAGAAGCAAAUGCCUAGUUUCCGGAAAAUGGAAGGAUUUAAGAAGGAAGAAAUAAGGAAAGGGCCAUGGAAAGCAGAAGAAGAUGAAGUACUGAUUAUGCAUGUUAAAAAAUAUGGUCCGAGAGAUUGGAGCUCUAUUCGGUCCAAAGGCCUUUUACAACGAACUGGCAAAUCUUGUCGUCUUCGUUGGGUUAAUAAGCUUAGACCCAACUUGAAACAUGGGUGCAAGUUUUCAGCAGAGGAAGAGAGGGUGGUGAUAGACUUGCAGGCAGAAUUUGGGAACAAAUGGGCUAGAAUCGCCACUUAUUUGUCUGGAAGGACUGAUAAUGACGUGAAGAAUUUCUGGAGUAGCAGACAGAAGAGGCUGGCUAGGAUUUUGCAGACUUCAGGAACACCUUCCACUUCUAAUUCCAAGCCACAGAAGAGUAAAAAUGAAGUUCCCGUCUUUCAAGAUGUUCCCACUUUGGAGGCUCCAAUGUUCAGUUCUUCAAUGGAGGAAGAGCCAUCCUCGAAGGCUUGUUCAUCAUCCUACUUGGAUAACCUCGAACAGAUAAGAAUGAUGCCAUUACCGUCUCUGGUUAAGACUGAUUUUCCAGACGGUUUUGCAAAUCUUGGUCAGUAUGAGCCCCUGUCAACGAUUCCCUUCCCUCAGAUCCCACAGCCCCGACCAGGCCUUUUAUUCUCACCAGAAAGCCAUGAGCUCCUGGCUAGGCUGGAUGACCCUUACUUUCUGAAUGUGCUUGGAACCGCAGAUGCUCCUGAACUUGGAGAUGCAGCACAAAUUUCACUUGGGCCUCCAUUGUUUGAUCCAGUAUCAAGUUGUAUGAAUAGUGCAACGGAUGUGAAGAAUCAUGGGACCCCAGAUACCCUCUUCGAUGAGUUUCCAUCAGACAUGUUUGAUCAUAUUGAACCGCUUCCAAGUCCUUCAGAGUGGUGAAGGAUUGAUCACACAAGGCUGUUUUUAUGAGGGUGUAGAAGGAUGACCUCUUGAAUAGUUUCUCUGGGCGAAAAAUUUGGCAUGUCUAUCUCGAGAUUGUUGUUCAAUUGACUUCUAUUCUUUGCACUAACCUUCGGAACUAUAUGUGUGAUCUCUCUCACACACACACAUUUAUACAGAUGAAAAUGGCUGCUAAUCAUGAAAUUCCAGCCCAUCUGUGCUUAGUUUUAGUAUCUUGGUCAUUUUACUUGUUCAUUUAUUUUAUUUAUUUAUUGGCUGUUCACUGAUUCACGGAUCCUGAGGUGAAGUGCAGGUAUUGCCUCGCGGGGCAGAGCAUCACCUUGUGUCUUUCACUCGCUUUCACUCAGUUAUACCAGCAUCAACAUCCGACUAAUGGCAAGUUUGUGGUGUUGUGGGCUGAUCUUGGCAUGUAGAAUAACCCCAUUUUUUUUUCCUAUGACGAUUGAAAGCAAUGUUUCAAAGAGAUUAAACAGCUUCAAGCCAUGCAAACUCCAUCUUUCUUGUAAAAUUGCGCAGGAUAAACCCCUAGCAUCACCUGUACAUUAAAAGAUAUCAUGAAGACGAACACGUCCAAAUUCAUCCUACCCUAUGGUAAUUUCUCAAACAAAAGAAAACCAUCUAAACAAGGAAUUCACCAUUUUCUACAGAAAGGGAGCUCAAUCAAGAUUCAUUUAUAACGUUCAGGGUAACAUUUAACCACACCAAAACCCAAAGAAAGUUUCCCUAAUUACCUCUUUUAUGUUGUUUGCAAUGAAAGCGAUAACAGCUCAAUUCCCUGAUGGAACAAUGGUAUCUAAUUGACCUUUACAAUCAAUUAGCCCUAAAUUAAGAAUCCCUUUGAUCAUAGCAGUUCUCCUAGAAACACAAGCAAGUGCGCUUAAGGCAGCCCCCAAAGGUUGACAGAAGAAAUGUUUAAAAUGGUUUCUCGCA